Molecule: messenger RNA, 396 nt
Organism: Penaeus indicus
Lineage: Eukaryota; Metazoa; Arthropoda; Malacostraca; Decapoda; Penaeidae
Product: glutamate-gated chloride channel alpha-like
Exons: 3
Coding region: 1-396 (131 amino acids)
Biological process (GO): monoatomic ion transmembrane transport
Cellular component (GO): membrane
Molecular function (GO): transmembrane signaling receptor activity; monoatomic ion channel activity
Source: RefSeq, a predicted model, not a curated record
AUGGCCACACAGUACUCUCAGUCUACCAAGAACCUGCCUCCAGUGUCUUAUAUCAAAUCCUUGGAUAUCUGGAUGAUUACAUGCAUGGUUUAUGUAUUUGCUGCGCUCCUCGAAUUCUCCAUUGUUUACCACGUCCACUACCGCAGAGCCAAGAGCAAAAUGCAAAGCCUUGUAUCUACCACCAACGGCCAAUCGCAGGCGAUGGCCAUAACGCGAAGCGGCGACAGGAUAGCUCAGUGGAUGGAGUCGUGGAAAGAUUUCUGGAAGGGCGACACAGCCAUCGACGAAGCCUCACGAGUCCUUUUCCCUCUGACCUACUUCUCCUUUGUCACGGGCUACUUCGUGAUGGUUACAAGAUCUCAACAAGAGGGAACUCUAUUCUCGCCGAAAAAUUAA